AUGGAGACGGUGGACGUGACCAUCAUCGGCGCAGGCUGGAGUGGCCUGGUCGCGCUCAAAACCUACCACCAAGUGCACCCCGAUGCCUCGAUCGUGCUCCUGGAAGGCGCCGACAGCGUCGGGGGCGUCUGGGCGCAACACCGGCUGUACGAGGGGCUGAAAUCGAACAACAUGCGCGGCACGUACGAGUUCAGCGACUUUCCGCUGGACGACUCGUUUGGCGUCGCGCCGGGCGAGCAUCUGCCCGGGACUGUGAUCCAGCGAUACCUGGCCAGCUACGUGAAGCACUUCGGGCUGGGGCCAUACAUCCGGUUGCGGCGUCGAGUGCGCAUCAUCCAGCACGAGCCCGACACCACCUGGACGUUGACCGUCGACCACCUCGACGACGAGGAUAAAUCGACCUCUGCCCUCCACACGCGCAAACUCAUCAUGGCAACCGGCAUGACUUCGCAGGCCUACCUGCCGACCUUCCGCGGCCAAGAAUCCUUCACGCCGCCGCUGUUGCACAUCAAAGACCUCCGCCACCACCAAGCUCAGAUCUUCGCUCCUCCUCCGUCUAAAGAGACACUAAAAGAACAAUCCAUCGUAAUCUUCGGUGCCACUAAAUCCGCCUGGGACGCAAUCUACGCGGCCAGCACUACGACCCCCUACCGCGUCGACUGGAUCAUCCGCUCAACCGGCCACGGGCCGACCUGGAUGGCGCCGGCCUACGUAACCCCCCUGAAGAUUUGGCUCGAGAAGCUCGUGACCACGCGGCUGCUGACCUGGUUCAGCCCGUGCAUCUGGGGAUCGGCAGACGGGUGCUCGACGACCCGCCGGCUGCUGCACGGCACCUGGCUGGGCCGGAAGAUCGUGGACGGGUUCUGGUGGGUGCUGCGCAACGACGUACUGACUCUGAACAACUACGCAGGCCACCCGGAAACAAAAAAAUUGAUGCCGUGGAUCAGCCCCUUCUGGAUCGCCAGCGGGCUGAGCAUCCUGAACUUUCCCACAGAUUUCUUCGAGCUGGUGCGCAGCGGCCGUGUGCGCGUGCAUGUCGACGAGCUGGCGGGUUUGCGCGGGGACACGGUGGAACUGGGCUCGGGGACGGUGAUCGAGAAUGUCAGGGCGUUGCUGUGUGCGACUGGGUGGAAGGCUAAACCCGAGGUACAGUUUGUGCCGGCUGAGCUGGAACAGGAGCUGGGGUUGCCCGAGGCGCGGGAUUGCGUGGCCCCGGAGGUGGUCAGGUUGGCCGAUCAGGAGAUCCGCAGGCGGUUCCCCAGGUUGCAGCGUCCUCCUAGGAUGGUCGAGGGAUACAAGCCCCUGGCGAAGGAUGCGCCCGCCGCCGCCAGUCAUCCCCUGCGCUUGACCCGGUUCAUGGUGCCCGUGGACGCCCAGCUGGCCAAGGAGCGCUCCAUCGCCUGGAUCGGCAUGACCAUGACCAUCAACACCCCCAUGGUGGCCCAGACCCAAGCACUGUGGGUGACGGCCUGGAUGAGCAAUAAACUCGCUGUCAAGAGCGCCGAGAAAUGUCCAGACCACGCCAGAGCACUGCUGCUCAAGCACCAGCCCGAUGCCGACCCCGAUCUCGUGUGGGAGACCACCCUGCACACGCAGUUCGGCGUGCACCGCUACCCCGGCGGCUUCGGCCGGCGCAACCCCGACUUCGUCUUCGAUGCCCUGCCCUAUAUCGACCUGCUGCUGCGCGACCUCGGACUCGACUACCGCAGAAAGGGCGGCAGGCUGCGCUGGCUCGAACCCUACGGCGUCGAGGACUACUGCGGCCUCGUCGAGGAAUGGAUGGUCGAUUAACUUCUCUACACCUAACCCUG
This is a messenger RNA of Aspergillus homomorphus CBS 101889, 1811 nucleotides long. RefSeq names its product flavin-binding monooxygenase-like protein. The record is from RefSeq and is a predicted model, not a curated record. The transcript is spliced from 2 exons. Gene Ontology annotation, molecular function: flavin adenine dinucleotide binding; N,N-dimethylaniline monooxygenase activity; NADP binding. Lineage: Eukaryota; Fungi; Ascomycota; Eurotiomycetes; Eurotiales; Aspergillaceae. The coding region runs from base 1 to 1791 and encodes 596 amino acids.